Molecule: messenger RNA, 1918 nt
Organism: Branchiostoma floridae (Florida lancelet)
Lineage: Eukaryota; Metazoa; Chordata; Leptocardii; Amphioxiformes; Branchiostomatidae
Exons: 2
Coding region: 137-1018 (293 amino acids)
Source: RefSeq, a predicted model, not a curated record
CAAGAUGGCGGCCCCCAGAUAGGUGUGUUACGGUUGAGGUGCGCUCCUGCCUACUUAAAUCUCCACGCUAUGUCUAAAUAGAACUCAAACCGCAUCAAUUUCUGGGAGUCUAGGACGUUUAUAUUUGAACUGUUGAAUGGGAAAGAGAACUAGGCGCUCCAGGGGCUCUAGCAGCACGGAAGAAGGUAGUCCGAAUCUGAAACGCUGCCCCCCACCCAAGACACCGAAGAUGGCGGCUUGUACGGGGAGCGACGAGUUGCAGUCUCUUUCACCAGAGCUUCAGACGCUCGCGCAUCUGAUCCUCAAACAGACUCAAAAACAACAGGAGACUCUACUAAGUCAGUUUCAGGAUGUUGGGGAAAAACUGUCUGGCCAAAUUCGCGCUUUAGACAACAAGGUCCAGGGUUUGUCAGCCGACUUAACCAGUUUACGCGAGCGGGUGGGAGCCAACGAACACGCUGCGGAAUUCCAGUCGGAGGAAAUUCAAGACUUACGCCGAGCGCUGGACGAGGAACGACGUGCGAGACUGAAGGCUGACCUGCUGGCAGAGCGUUAUUCGAGGAAAGCCGACAUAAUCAUUAGAGGCCUGCCAUGCAACAAGGAGGAAGAUUCACAACAGGUAUUUGCUGUCUUUUUGUCGGAGAAACUUCAUCUUGCGCCCGUGCCUUUCGCCGCGGUCCAUCGCCUCUCCAGACCUACAAAAACACGCCCGAACCCACCCCUGUUGGUCAGAUUGUUGAACUUUCACGAUCGAGAUCAGAUUCUACGGGAGGGAAGGAAGUUACGCGGGAACAAGGAGGGACUGGCUGUUUACGAGCAUCUCCCCCCUCCCCUUCAAGCAGCGAGGGCCAGCCUUGUCCCCGAUCGAGACGCUGAAGCAGCAAAAGCCAAAGGUACUGAUACUAGGGUUUCGAUUUGGGUGCCUCCUAAGGCAACGUACGCAGUGUUACUUGUGAACGGUCAAGAGAAGAAACGCGCCGAUGCGAUUGACCUUAUGCUAUCUACAAAGAACACAUGAUGGUGAACAUGUUGUUUAAAAUGUGACUGCAAUUAUUAAACGAACAUCUCAUCCCUUUGAGGCACUGGUGUGUUUUUUAUGAAUGUGAAGACAGUAUUAGUAUAUAGGAAUCAGAAUACCUUCCUGUCUUGUUUGUAAGUCACAGGAAGUAAGAAAUAUGCGGCGGCAUUAAAUUUUGGAAUUGGCUUGCAGGCUUGACAGGUGCAAGCAUUCGUUGGAACACGUGCUGAUCAGCGUGCACCUAAUCGACUUGAAAUGUCAACAUACCUUGCGUAACCCACAGCCGAGCCGGUGUAUUCCGUUGCUGCCUGUUCUUUUCUUUUGUUACAAUAUUGUUUGAGUUCUGAAUCGGCCCGAUUCUCCUACUUGUGUUCAUUCAUAUCCAGAUGUUAUAUUCUGUUAUUUUGAUUUCUGACUUAGUUGGAUUAUAGAAAACUUAUGAUCAUGUUAUUUUUGUUUCCACUUACUUACUUCAUACCAAAAUGUUGAUUAUGUUAUGUGGUUUUGAGUUUUGAAUCAGACUGAUUCCCAUAUUUAUGUUGUUUGUUUUGAGCUCUGACUUUGUUUGUUCUACUCCAAGGCAGAGAUCAUGGGAUUUUGUUUAUAAUUUCCUAUUCUGCUUGAGUUAUGCCAAAGUGGUGAUCAUGUUAUGCUAUUCUUAGUUUUUGAAUCGGACCGAUUCCCAUAAUUACUUUUCUUUAUUAUAUUAAGACGAUGAUCACGUUACGUUGAUAUGAGUUCGGUUUGAUUUACACUAAAGUGGUGAUUUCGUUAUGUACAUUUGAGUUAAGAAGUGGACCAAUUUUCUUACUAAUGACUGAUAGUUGUGAGUUCAAAAUGAAGUUUCAGAAGAAAGGUGAUUUAGCUUACAAAACGUCACUUUCAGAAACAGAGCUACUA